AUGAACCUCGAAAAGUGUCAGCGUUUCCUAGAUUUCGGAUACAAUGCUAGGUGGACAACGAUUAAAGAAUCCGGGAUAUGCCGAAAAUGUUUAAAAAAACAUAAGGGGCCGUGCAAACUUCAACAACCCUGUGGGAAAAGUGGCUGCACGUUCAAACACCACCCGUUACUUCACAACAGUCAACGUGAUGGGGCAGCGUCCACCCAACACCAGGAGCGAGAAGAGAACAACUCAACGCCAAAAACUCCAGAUGAAAGAAACUGCCAUGCUCAUCACAGCUCCAUUACAAGGACGUUGUUCCGUGUCGUUCCAGUUAUGUUGUACAGUCGCGAUAAAGUCCUCAAGACGUACGCCUUUUUGGACGAUGGAUCGUCAUGGACUCUGAUGGACGCAGGACUUGCCGUAGAACUGGGUCUGGACGGAAAACUUGAACCAAUUUGUUUGAGAUGGACCGGAGAUAAACACCGGUACGAAAAUUCGUCUAGAAUGGUGGAGGUUGAUAUAUCCGGAACAGGCGAAAACUCCAAAAGGUACCCCUUGCGAGAUGUUCACACGGUCCCAAACCUCGGUCUCUUCCACCAAACACUCAGUAUGGAUGAUCUAGUCCGGCAGUAUCGUCACCUUAAAGGAAUCCCUGCCGUAUCAUACGACAAUGUUCAACCACGUUUGCUCAUCGGAGUGAACAAUGCUAAUCUCGGGCAUCCACAAAAAGGGAGAGAAGGAGGCAUGUGCGAACCACUAGCUACGAAGACUCGUCUCGGUUGGAUCAUUCAUGGCGGUUCAGAUGGCAGCGAGUUUACAGGACAUCAUAGUUGGACUGCUAGCGCUUGUAACGAAGACAGUAACGAAAACCUACACCAGAAAAUGCAGGAAUACUUCUCUUUGGAUAGUCUAGGUAUAACCAAACCAGAGCACCUUAUAAUGUCUGCGGAGGAUCAACGAGCACAAGACAUUCUGCGUACAAUGUUCAGGACAGAGAGCGGUCGAUUCGUUACACGCUUGUUGUGGAGAUUCGACGAAUUUCGGCUUCCCAAUAGUAAACCAGUGGCACUUCAGCGACUUAGAUGUCUCGAUGCUAGACUUAAAAGGGAACCCAAGUUAGCUCAAGCGAUGCAACAAAAGAUCAAUGACUAUUUGAAAGAAGGAUACAUCCGAAAGUUGACCAAUAUGGAGCUGGUACAACCAACGGCACGAGUUUGGUAUCUUCCAAUUUUCCCUGUGUUUAACCCAAACAAACCAGGGAAGCUAAGGAUCGUCUGGGACGCGGCGGCGAAAACGCAAGGCAUAUCGCUGAACACAAUGCUCCUUAAAGGACCAGACCAACUAGUUUCAUUAAACUCUGUCCUGUAUCAGUUCAGGGAGAACAAGGUGGCCAUCUGUGGAGACAUCAAGGAGAUGUUCCACCAAACACUUAUACAUAGAGACGAUCAGAACUGCCAACGUUUUUUGUGGAGAGAACAUCCGGGUGAUUUGGAACCCAGUACAUUCGUUAUGCAGGUCAUGACCUUUGGAGCGUCCUGCUCACCCAGCUGCUCUCAAUACGCUAAGAAUACGAACGCAAAAGAGCACGAAGUCGAAUUUCCCAAAGCUGCAGAAACAAUAAUAAAAAAGCACUAUGUGGAUGACAUGCUGGAAAGCGUGGAAACCGCAGCCGAAGCAAUCCAGCUGGCUGAGGAUGUCCGACACGUACACGCUCAGGCGGGAUACACCAUGCGGAACUGGCUCUCCAACUCUUCAACGGUUUUUGACGCACUACGUGUUGAUGGAGGAUACGAAAAGAGCCUGAAUCUAACGUCAGAGCUGGCGACCGAAAAAAUUUUGGGCAUGUGGUGGUGCACGGCGACCGAUACGUUCACAUACAAGUUGUCUGCGAAACACGAUACAGAGUUGUUGGCCGGGACGCGUAAACCAACCAAGCGGGAGAUGUUGCGGACUCUGAUGGCUAUUUUCGAUCCACUGGGGCUCGUUUCGAAUCUACUGAUUCUCCUGAAAAUACUUCUCCAGGAAGUUUGGCGAUCCUCUAUCGGUUGGGAUGAUGAAAUACCAGAUGCCCUCAACGAUAAAUGGGAGUUGUGGCUACGAUACCUUCCGAUGGUACAAUCGGUGAGAAUACCACGCUGCUACCGGGAUACGAUCAGCUACGGGGAAGACACGAAUGUUCAGCUGCACACCUUUGUAGACGCUAGCGAGUUCGGAUAUGCAGCUGUCAUAUAUCUACGUUUCGAACAACAGGGCAAGGUGGAAUGCGCGAUAGUUUCUGCCAAAGCAAGAGUCGCACCGCUACGGUUUAUCUCCAUUCCACGACUAGAACUACAGGCAGCUGUAAUCGGCUCGAGACUGGCAGACACCGUUGUAGGUUCACUUUCGUUCAAGAUCGACAAACGCAUCUACUGGACAGAUUCACGUGAUGUUCUAUGUUGGAUUCGAUCAGACCAUCGGCGUUACUCACAGUUCGUUGCAUUCCGCGUAAGCGAACUUCUCGAAACUACAACGGCGUCCAGUUGGCGGUGGGUAAGCUCUAAAGAUAACGUAGCAGAUGAAGCUACCAAGUGGCAGCGACAACCGGAUCUAGGAAGCAGUAGCAGAUGGUUCAAUGGACCGGAAUUUCUCUAUCAAAAUUCCGAAAACUGGCCAACUGAGCCUUCGCAUGAUAGAACUACAAAAGAGGAACUGCGCUCGCACCUACUUCACCACGGUACGGGGCCGAUAUCCGUAAUUGACUUCAACUGCUACGGUACAUGGGAAAAACUCCUUCGUGUGACUGCUAGAUUGUUCAGGUAUGUGCACAAUCUCCGCCAAACCGUCAUCGGACAAGACCGCAAAGGUGGUCCACUAUCAAGGUCAGAACUACAACGCGCUUCACUCUACGUCUACCGCCAAGUACAACAAGAAGUGUAUACCGACGAGAUGAGUUUACUGUCCAGUUCUGAGCAGCAUCAACUUCCCAAAACAAGUCCUAUCUACUCGUUUACACCAUUCCUAGAUGAGCACGGAAUAAUCAGAAUGCGGGGUAGAAUAGGAAAUUGCGAGUUUGCAACGAUGGAUGCUAAAAACCCCAUAAUUCUGCCCAAAAAACAUUGGGUAACCAAAUUACUCGUAUCAUACUAUCACGUGCUGUAUCAUCAUAGCAAUCACGAAACGGUAAUAAAUGAACUGCGCCAGGUAUACCGUAUUCCUCAGCUAAGAGUGUUAUACAAAAGCGUGAAAUCUGGCUGCCAAGUAUGUAAAAACCUAAAGGCUAUUCCAAAUCCUCCUAUGAUGGGUGAUCUACCGAGUGCUAGGCUAGCGGCGUUCUCAAGGCCAUUUUCGUUUAUUGGCGUGGACUAUUUCGGGCCAAUGUAUGUUACAGUUGGACGGAGACUUGAGAAAAGAUGGGGUGUACUGAUAACGUGCCUGACUGUGCGAGCUAUUCACGUUGAGAUUGCACAUUCCCUAAAUGCUGAUUCGUGCAUCAUGGCCUUACGAAACUUUAUGGCUAGACGUGGCGUACCGUCUCGAAUCUUCAGCGACCGUGGUACUAACUUCGUUGCGGCUAAUAAAGAACUUGAAGCAGCAUUGAAGGAGAUGAAUCAAGAGCAUGUUAUUCGAGAAAUUGUGAGUCCUCAUACCGAGUGGGAGUUCCUGCCCCCUGCAUCUCCACACAUGGGUGGUAGCUGGGAACGGCUCGUCCGCUCGGUAAAAACGAACCUACAGAAGAUGAAACCCCAACGUAAUCCGUCCGAUGAAUCCUUGCGCAAUACACUCAUCGAAAUAGAGAAUACUGUAAACUCUAGACCAUUAACGUUUGUGCCUAUAGAUGACCCUGAUGCCCCAGUUCUGACUCCGAACCACUUUCUAUUGGGGUCAUCCAGCGGAUUGAAACCUGCAGCACCCCUGGACGAUAGUAGUCGUUCUCUGAGACGGGCAUGGCGAGCCUCACAAGCAGAGGCGAAUCUUUUUUGGCGUAGGUGGCUGCGAAGCUAUCUUCCGGAGCUGACCAAAAGAUCUAAGUGGUUCAAUAAGGUCGAGUCGAUUAGUAUGAAUGAUGUCGUGGUGGUGGUGGAUCCCGGACUUCCUCGGAACUGUUGGCCUCUCGGGCGUGUCAUCUCCAUCAAAACCAGCAAGGACAAUCAAGUCAGAACAGCAACUGUCCAGACCAGAAGUGGAAUCUACGAGCGUCCGGCCACGAAGUUAGCAGUACUUGAUGUUCGACGCGAUGGACCAGUAAGCCAGGAACCUGGCGUACCCGGGGGGGGCUGUUGCGACCCCUCGGUCGGCGCGUCUCCACACAAGUCAAACGAAUAAGGGUCAGCUGUGGUAACGUCAACGUGACAUGUAGGUAGCCACCGAGCGAUCCGCUCGCCGUUGAUGAAUUGCAGAAAAAAUCAAAACAGAAGCUACAUAGAAUGUGAUGUGCAGUGAAUGCUAGCCAAAUUAUUAGAAUUCGUUAAUCUUAUACUGUUAUUAUUAGCAUUAGUAGAUCGAACGUGAACUUAUGUACUCGAUUGAAUAGUGUGCUGGUAUGCUUUGAAUUCGUGGGCCUCAUACCUUAAUUUGAACUUAAAUCUAGUUUUUUCUCUUAGAUAACCUAUAAUUGAAAUAGUACGGUGGUAAAUCUAAUCACAAUUAGUUAAUACUAAGUUCUAAAACUACAGAACUACUACGUAAGUUGAACAUUAUUGAAAAUUGAACUCCUAACAUACUGAACAAGAUCUAAUUGGACAGGUGGGCAGAUCCCUUUGAUGCUCUAGUCGUUGCGUCAGUACUUUAGCGAAAGUGGUCCAGGUAAAUCUAAUUGGAAUGAGCCUAGAGAUUUUUUAACUAGUAAGCUAAUGAAUUACAGAGCUAAUUCCCGAAUCAUAAAAGUGGCCAGAAGGAGAAAAACCAAACCGAAAUAAGAAAACUAAACGAUUUUUUUAAUACACCACUGCUAUUAAAAACACGGAAUUCUUACUUCUGACCGGUUGUCCGCCACACUCACCAUCCAUUGACACUCCUAGUGAUUUAGUUGAUGCCGUUGAUACUACAACGACCUUCAUCAUGGAAGCUUUUGAAGAAGCAUGCCCUCUACGGUCUGUGAAGAUCGCAAGAGGAACCCCUUGGUGGAACUCUGAUCUGGCGAAACUCAGGAAACAAUGUAGAAAGAGUUGGAACAGACGACGUUCGGCUGGUUCGGAGGCUUUCAGGUCGGCUCGCAAGGCCUACAGGAAAGCUCUCCGGUCUGCUGAACCUUUGCACAAAUGUUUCCAGUUUGAGUGAGGUCAGUCGGUUAAAUAAAAUCUAAGGAUUUCCGGGUGAACGAACUUCGUUUGCCAAAUGGCGAUCUGACUUCCUCUGAUGAGGAAGUUCUGGAAUGCUUAUUCAGCACACACUUCCCUGGAUGUGUGGAUAUCACAUCUUCGGAUGAAUCUGAUGUCUUUUCUUGUAGUUACGAUUCCCUGGCUUCGGCUCGGAGUAUUAUAACUUUAGAAUCGAUUGAAUGGGCACUUAAUAGCUUCGCUCCUUUCAAAUCUCCUGGGGCAGAUGGGAUUUAUCCUAUUUUGCUUCAGAAGGGAUUUGAUUAUUUCAAACAUGUUUUUAAAAAAAAAUACUUGUUUGCAGUUUUGCUACAGGAUAUAUUCCCAAAUCCUGGUGGGAUAUUACUGUGAAGUUUAUUCCGAAAGUGGGUCGUGCGUCGUAUGAAGAAGCAAAGAGUUUCAGACCUAUCAGUUUGACCUCUUUUCUUCUGAAAUGCUUAGAACGCAUUGUGGAUCAUCACAUCCGUGAUGUUCAUCUGGCCAACGUGCCUCUUCAUGUGAACCAACAUGCCUACCAAUCUGGUAAGUCUACUGUGACUCUUUUACACAAGGUUGUUUACGAUAUCGAGAAAGCAUUCGCUCAAAAGCAAUCUUGUUUGGGUGUUUUCUUAGAUAUCGACGGUGCCUUUGACAACGUGCCUUUCGAUGCCAUAUUGAAAGCCGCACGGAGUCAUGGUAUAUCUCCAAUGAUUUCCAAUUGGAUUCAUCAAAUGUUCAAAAACCGAUAUCUCUUCUCGACGUUGCGUCUAGCAGGGAUUAGGAAAUUGAGUGUUUGUGGCUGCCCCCAAGGGGGAAUCUUGUCACCGCUUUUGUGGAAUCUCGUAGCAGAUACGCUAUUGAGGCAAGUCAAUAAUAGCGGGUUUCUUACUUAUGGUUUUGCCGACGACUACCUAGCAUUGUUAGUUGGUAUGUGUAUAACCACCCUUUUUGACCUGAUGCAAAGCGCCCUUCAGGUAGUUGAGGGUUGGUGUCGCCAAUAUGGCCUUUCGGUUAAUCCGAGUAAAACAUCUAUUGUUCUUUUUACGGAAAGGCGAAACCGUAAUGGUGUUCGACCUUUACGUCUCUUUGAUUCUGAAAUUAAUGUGACUGAACAGGUAAAGUACGUUGGAGUCAUUCUUGAUUUCAAGCUUUCCUGGACACCUCACAUUGAGUUCAGAAUCAAGAAAGCUUGUAUGGCCUUCGGGCAAUGCCGGCGAACCUUUGGUACAACUUGGGGUCUAAAACCCAAGUAUAUCAAAUGGAUCUACACAACUGUUGUUCGGCCUAUAUUGGCCUAUGGAUGUCUCGUGUGGUGGCAAAAUGGCGAAAUGAUAGCGGUCCAAUCAAAGUUAGGCCAUCUCCAAAGGAUGUGCUUAAUGGCGAUGUCUGGAGCGUUCUCUUCAACUCCCACGGCAGCGCUCGAAGUUCUCUUUGACGUUGCUCCACUACACAUUCAUCUCAAACAAGAAACACUUUCUUGCACUUACCGUCUACGGGUACUCGGUCUACUAGAGGAAACUCCUGUGAACCGCACAUCAACACACACCUCCUUGUUUCCACUUUUGGUGAAUUGGGACAAAAUUGUCCUUGCUCCAAGUGAUCUUACAAUUGCUUGUAAUUUUCCAUAUAGGACAUUUUCCACGAAAUUCCCUUCCCGGGAAGAGUGGACAUCUGGUUAUCUGGAAAGAAGUAUUUCAGACGGCAUCGUAUGUUACACUGAUGGCUCCCUUCUCGAAGGUCGAGCAGGUGCUGGUGUUUAUUCUCGUGAGCUAAGGCUGUAUCAGUCUUACUCACUUGGUAGACACUGCACCGUUUUUCAGGCCGAAAUCUUUGCUCUUAUGUGCGGAGUGCAAUCAGCACUUCAGCAGCACAUAAUGGGCAAAGUAAUAUACUUCUGUUCAGAUAGCCAGGCUGCUAUUAAAGCACUUGCUUCAGCCAACUCCAGGUCGAAGAUAGUUUUCGCUUGUCGAACUCAAAUCGAGGAGCUGAAUUCAGCAAACGCUGUUCACCUUCCAAGGGUGGUGAAGUAUCUUACAAAUCUGUCAAAGCAGAACUGCAGCAUUCUGGUCAAAGCAUUGACUGGCCACUGCCGACUCAGCUAUCACAUGGCGAAUAUUCAGCAAGCUGAUUCAUUUGCAUGUGAUAGCUGUGAAUCCGAUUAUGGAACUUUGCGUUAGUAUCCUCUUCCAGGGUACUUUUCCUAUUUCCCUACCUGUCCUUAUCCCCAUCUCUAUCCUUAUUUCCUUCCUUUUCCUUCAGGUAGAUGAUGAAAUAGGCUAUUAUUUUGGCGAUGGCACAAAUGUCCCAAAUGGAGGAUAACGUGCCUCUGGAGCCGGCCUUCUGAAACCUUCUGAUACCUUCUGUAAAGGCGCAUUUCAUCUGCUUAUUAGUUACUUCGGAUAUCAAAUGAGUAUCGCUUAAACUUGCAUUCCAGAAAGAGUUGUUUUGGAAAAACAGCCUAUCAUUUAUGUAUGAAAGACUGUGUUUAUUUGUUUAUCAGGUGCAAUAAUGAAGUAUCCUAUUAUUUUUUCAUCUUCUUUUAGCAACUCUGUAUCAUCGGAGGAUUGUACACAAACUUUGUGUUUUGCUAGAAAUAUUUCUACAGUACGACUGUCAAAGCUGUCGCCUUGGUCUAUUAUCUAUUCACUUAUUUGUUUAUUCAGUAAUCUCAGUCACUAUAUUGAAGUUUUUAUCUCUUCAUGUCAUUUUAUUUAAUUUUAUCAUUUUACUAAUGAUUUCUAAAACUGUUUUGGUAAUUCCAUUACAAUGCACAACUGCAACAUGUUUAACUCAAGAAAGACAAAUCUCAAAAGUUAAUAAUCUUUCUCGAAUACGCUUAUAAAAGUUAUCAUUCUGAACUAUGACCUAUGUAGACAUGAAUAUAAUAAAAUAAUGAUUUACAGUCGUAUAAAGUCUUAUGAGUGUUAACUGAUAAUGCAAACGCACGCAACAGCUGCCGAUCC
Messenger RNA from Aedes albopictus (Asian tiger mosquito), 8218 nucleotides. RefSeq lists its product as uncharacterized. Bases 1 to 4284 code for a protein of 1427 amino acids. Gene Ontology annotation, biological process: DNA integration. NCBI's taxonomy places the organism in Eukaryota, Metazoa, Arthropoda, Insecta, Diptera, Culicidae. Gene Ontology annotation, molecular function: nucleic acid binding. The record is from RefSeq and is a predicted model, not a curated record. The transcript has 2 exons.